GUGAUGUGGUGUUGACAGGCUGUUUAUCUUCACAAUGAUCAUUAUUUUCGUAGAAACGCAAACGGUUAAUCAAGGUAGUUUCCACAAUGUCACGUGAUACGUGGCGCCACGACUGUCAGCAGUGAGCCCGCGGGAUUUAGAAAUGUGGCGGGUCGUUUGGUUUCGUUGUUAACAUAUCAAACCUAGGAGAGAAACAAGCUUUUAUAUAUCCCAUUUGGCUAACAAAUCCUUUCUGAAUAUGGUUGAGGGGCCGGGUUGCACGCUGAACGGAGAGAAGAUUCGUUCGAGGGUCCAGCAAGGACAGAAAGUUCAAGAAUUCCGAAGUCCGACGACGAAACAGAGAUAUGACCCAAAUAAAGGCUCGUUCCAGAUCCUCACUGGGUGUAAAUACACUGGAGUUGCUACCCUGGGAAAGGAACUGUUCUUAUACUUCGGCCAAAGAGCGUUGAGAGUUCACUUUGGUAUGAAUGGUUCAAUGCGUAUAAACCCUGCCAAGACUCAGGGCAGGAAAAGCCUUAGUCCGAUGCUGGAGAUCCACCUCACCAGAGACGUAAUCUUCCUCUUCGACUCCACAGCUGAAAUCAGGCUGACAGAGGACUGUGAGCACAGACUCCGGGCCAUGCAGACCCUGGAUGUGUGCUCACCCCAGUUCAGUUCCUGCCGUGCAGAGGAGGUGGUUCGAGGACAGAGAGACAGGAUGCUCUGUGAUGUGCUCCUGGACCAGACCGUCCUGCCCGGGGUGGGGAACAUCAUUAAAAACGAGGCCUUGUUUGACUCGGGCCUUAACCCUGCGGUAAAGAUCAACCAGCUGACGGAUGAACAGGUCCACCAUCUAGUGAAGAUGACACGUGACUUCACCCUCCUGUUCUAUAAGUGCCGCAAAUCGGGCUCUCCUCUCCACAAACACUACAAAGUCUACAAGCGUCCUCAGUGUGGCCAGUGCCGAAACACCAUCACAGUCUGUCGCCUUGGCGACAACGGCAGGAUGACGUACUUCUGUUCGCGCUGUCAGAGCGCCGACCCGGGAGAGGUCGACCUGAGCAAACUUCCCGCAAGGAACAGCUUACUGGACUGGGCUUACCGGGCGUCUGUGGAAGCCAGCGAUGCCGUGGCCAAGAGAGAGGAGGAGGAGUGGGCCUGUGAGCUGUGCACCCUGGUGAACCAGCCAGCGGUGAGGACCUGUGAGGCCUGCCUCACUCCUAGGACUCGGGUUCCUACAGACGAGCGCAGCGUUGAGGAGGCUUUCUUCACCAGAGAUUUAAUCAAGUACCCUUGCAAUGCCUUUUCAAAACCACGAGAGGAGCUCAAAGUCAACCGCAAGGCUGCGUUUGGAAGCACCACCCUUGUUUUUACCGACUUGUGCAAAAAGCCAAACCAAGCGGACUCUCCUUUUUCCCCAGCCAGCAGUCAUCUGAAUUCCUUGGCGGGGGAGAGAGGUUUAAAUAAACACAACGUCUGCCAAGGGACAACAAGUCCCAAUUAUGCCUCUGGUGGCUGGCAGAAUAAAAGCACAGAGCUCUCCAAAAGGGAAUCGUUGGCCUCCUCCAGUCAACCAUCUAAGAAAAUGAGAAUUGAUCACAGUCCUUUUCCUGGUAGCAAAGCUCACAAUGGAGCACGCCGUGUAAGCUCCUCCCAAACCAAAGCACCAAAUGAGGAAACACAGGGUGUUCCCACAAUCCCCUGCUGUACUUCCCAUCAGUGUCCCUGUGUCCUCCGCGUGGUCAACAAGGAAGGAGAGAACAAGGGCCGUCAGUUUUACAACUGCUCGCUCCCCAGAGACAAACGCUGUAACUUCUUUGAGUGGGCUGAUUUACAUUUCCCCCUCUGUAACCAUGGGAAACGCUGUCUCAGGAGAACUGUGCUCAAACUGGGGCCUAAUAACGGACGAAACUUCUACGUCUGCAGUUUCCUGAUGGGCAAGCAGUGUGACUACUUCCUGUGGGCAAGCAGUGUGACUACUUCCUGAUUGGCAAGCAGUGUGACUACUUCCUGUGGGCAAGCAGUGUGACUACUUCCAAUGGGCAUGAAAUGGGCCAAGCUGCUGAAACAAGUAGCUAACUUUAAGAGAUUAAGAAUAUUCAAGCGGAAGGGUUACAAGUUUUAUAAUGUUCUUAUGUUUCCUUGUGGUAAGAGCUGAUGGGUCGAUGCAAUUAAUAUAUUUUCGCUUGCUUAUUCAUGUAGCAUUGAUCAUGUCUUUGCAUUUGUUAUGUCUGGUGUGCCGUACAGCAUAUUUGCCAAGCAGUCUUGAAUAAAAUUUCAUUUUACAU
Messenger RNA from Osmerus eperlanus (European smelt), 2267 nucleotides. RefSeq names its product nei-like DNA glycosylase 3 (gene neil3). Gene Ontology annotation, molecular function: zinc ion binding; DNA N-glycosylase activity; DNA-(apurinic or apyrimidinic site) endonuclease activity. Bases 239 to 1966 code for a protein of 575 amino acids. The transcript has 10 exons. The record is from RefSeq and is a predicted model, not a curated record. Lineage: Eukaryota; Metazoa; Chordata; Actinopteri; Osmeriformes; Osmeridae. Gene Ontology annotation, biological process: base-excision repair.